This is a messenger RNA of Rhizophagus irregularis DAOM 181602=DAOM 197198, 1788 nucleotides long. NCBI's taxonomy places the organism in Eukaryota, Fungi, Glomeromycota, Glomeromycetes, Glomerales, Glomeraceae. The record is from RefSeq and is a predicted model, not a curated record.
UUCUCUUUGCUCCUCUGUAUAUUGGUAUUUGAUUCCUCUAAAAAACAAGUUUUAAACUCUUUAUAAGAGUUUAAAAAAAAAAAGUAUUUUUAAAACUUUUCUUACGUUUUUCGUGAACUCGGAUACUACCACACACAUUAAUAACUUCGUUGUGGAGUCCGUUCCGAAUAACAACCAAACUCAAAAUAUUUUAAAUAUUUAUAUGUACGAAGAAUCUUUCAACAACUUACCUUCCAUUGAACUAAUGCAUUACACUUCUACUCAAACAUCUACUGAUAACACCAGCACUAUUAACCCUGAUUAUAUAAAUAAUUUGGAUUUUAAUAUUUAUUCUCAACCUUCUACUUUAACUACUGAUUUUACUGAAAAUGAACUAUUCAACUCUCUCUCUCAGAUUGGCCCGCGAGCCUCACUUGUAAAUCAUCAAGAAGCAGAGAUUGACGUCACUAAUAAUUAUUCUGAAGAUACCCCUCUAAAUAAUCACUCUAAUCACAUUGUAGAAAAUCAUUUCCAUUACACAACUCAAGACCAAUCAAAUUUCACUACAACUUCGCCACACGGAUACUCCGAAAAUAACAUUACAACUCCAUUAUUGGAACCUUAUAACAACGGAGCUUUCUCCGUUCAUUCUACACCACUUCUUCAAGACAGUAACCAACUCUUAUUUUCUCCUUUAAUAAAUACUUCUCCUGCCGCUCAUAGCGACUUGUUAUUGUUUGACGAUAUUGGUUCAACACCAACUUGUUCCGAUUUUGGAACUCCUUAUACAACUUCGGUUCCUUUAAUUACUCCAAAUACUCCUUAUAUCAAUACUCCUUACGUCACUAGUAGUCCUUUUUCUGUUGCUUCUUCAACUAUAAACACACCUUUUUUUCAAACUACUUCUUUAUUAGAUACCCCUAAUCUCGUUAGCGCUGACCCUGAUUUAUACGACGAUAGUAGUAGGGGUUCUUGGUUUAGUUUAUUUGAUCCUAUAAAAACUUAUAAAACUCCUUACGAUUAUAACCGUAUUAAUCAACCUUUUCAUUCGUUAAAUAUGGAGUCUCUUACUCUUAAUAAUAAUAUUGAUAUUAUUGAUAAGAAAGUUGAACAAGAAAGUCCAAAGAGUGACGUUUCAACUCCUAUUCAUUCUGAAAAGAACAAUGAGUCCAUUGUUGAUAACUCUUUAAAUGUUUCGGUUGUUGAUACUGUUGAGACUUCUAAAAUCAUUGAAGCUAACUCUGGAAUUAUUGAGACUAUUAAAACUGAAGCUUUAAAUGCGACUGAUUCAAAUCCUACCACUCCAGUAGAUAAUUCAAAAUUGGUUCCAAUUAGACCUCGUCCUCAAGAUGAUGAUGAUUCUGGUGAAAAUGAUUCAACAAGAAGGAGCAAACGUCAACGAACAAUGAGCGUUUCUGAAGAAAAUGAAGAUGAAAAUGACGAUGAAAGCGAAAAGAAAUACAAUUGUCCUGAAUGUGGUAGAGGCUUCAAUCGAAAGUUCAAUAUGCAAACUCAUAGGUCAACUCAUGAUCCUAAUCGUGUGAAACCUUUUGCUUGUGAACAUCCUAAUUGUGGUUCAAGGUUCACUCGAAAACACGAUUUAAAACGUCAUAUAAACGGCAUUCAUAAAGGUGAAAAAGUUCAUGAAUGUAACGUAUGUAGAAAACCUUUCUCUCGCAAAGACGCAUGGAAAAGACACAUCGCUACUUGUGGCAAGAUGUAAGAAGUGUUGAAAGUAUUGGUUAUUAAUUCUUUAAAAACAAAAAAAAAAAAGAACACCUCCCCUUUUAGUGGACAAAAACAAUCUUG